Messenger RNA from Paramisgurnus dabryanus, 1537 nucleotides. Its product is annotated as macrophage mannose receptor 1-like. The record is from RefSeq and is a predicted model, not a curated record. Lineage: Eukaryota; Metazoa; Chordata; Actinopteri; Cypriniformes; Cobitidae.
GCUAAAAUCUGCAGGACGGUAGCCCUCCAGGAACAGGGUUGGGCACCCCUGGCUUAAAGGAAACAAUUUUAAUAAAAGUCAGGGGUCAAGAGCCCAAUUCAGAUAGUUUGCUCAUGGCUGUAAGGAUUAUAGGACACGACUGUUGUAGUCCAUAUAUGAUAUUAGUUCAGAUUGAUGAGGUUACAAUUUGAAUAUAGUUACACAUUUUCCACUUUUUUGUGCCGUAGAUCUCUUUUGUUUUCUUUAUAUGAACAUAUUUGCCUUGUAAAACUUAAUGGUGACUAAUAACAUUUGCUUAUACAAAAACUGACCCUGAUCGUCUGAUUGGUCAAAGAUUUUCAGCUUUUAUUUUAUUCCUAUAUGAAAUAUCUCGUAGGGUUGUGAUAACAUCAUUGUUUCUUCUGACUUCUGCUCUACAAGGCUGUCUGGUGUAGAUCACAAAUAUAAAAAUGAAGGCAUCUGUUUCUCUUUACUUGUUUUUGAGUCUCUGUGGACUGAGCUCUGCUCUCUUUAGAAAACACUUUUAUGUGAAUAAAGGACUUUACUGGCAAGAUGCACAGAAGUACUGCAGAGAGCAUCAUGAUGAUCUGUCCACCGCUAGCAGUCAAGAGGCACAGCAGCUCGCCAGUAAUCCACAGGUUAGUACUCCAGUAUUCUGGGUUGGACUCAACACUCUAAACUCAACAGAAUGGAUUUGGUCCGGAGGUGAAAAAGAAGCAUUUGAUUACUGGAACGCUGGAGAACCAAACACGAAUUAUGAGCAUUGCACUGCUAUACUGAAAUCAAGUUCGAAACUAAUCAAUGUUGUGUGCAAUCGAAAUUAUUCAUUUUAUUGCAUGGAGAGAUUCGGGCUGAUUCUGGUGCAGGACAGUAAGACGUGGGAAGAAGCUCUGGACUACUGCAGACAAAACUACAUUGAUCUCGUCAGUAUCGACUCGUCGAGGAUAAUGGCAGAGGCGAUAAAUAACACCAUGACAUCACAGACAGCUAAUGUAUGGAUUGGACUGCGUUUUUUAGCUGGACAUUGGUUCUGGGUCAAUGGGGGAAAUGUUGAAUAUAAAGCCUGGUCUGGGGGAGAGCUCCAGUGCCCCUCCAAAAAUCUUCAGUGUGCAGCUUUGGAUAAAGACAACAACGUUUGGAAACCUGAAGACUGCGAAAAGCGACUCAACUUUUUCUGUCUUAAGGAGUACAAAAAGCCUGAAAUAUUUUGAUCUGUUACACUUACCAUGUUAUAUUUCAAGCUUAACCUGAAACACCACAUGAUUUGAAAGAAGAUAAGUCGUACAUCAAUAUAAAUGUGUAGUGGAUAAUUUUGUAGAUAAUUUAUAAUAGUUUUUACUUUAACUGAUUAUUUGUAAACAAUGUGGCAUAAAAUACUAAUAUACUAAAAUUAUUGUUGGUGUAUCUGAAACAUACACUGUUAAUUUUAUGUUUAUGUACUACAAUACAUUUUCUUUGUGGAUUUUAUGUUUAAUUUAGAAAACACACAGGUAUGUGUCGUUGACGAUGGUAUAAUCAUUUUUGAAUCAUAGUUUUU